Molecule: messenger RNA, 1611 nt
Organism: Monosiga brevicollis MX1
Lineage: Eukaryota; Choanoflagellata; Craspedida; Salpingoecidae
Exons: 2
Coding region: 1-1611 (536 amino acids)
Source: RefSeq, a predicted model, not a curated record
AUGAUACGACAGGGCCUGCUGCUGCUGUUGGGCAGCUUGCUGCUGCUCGCCAGCACCACGACGGUGCUGGCGAGCCGCCUCCCGGGCACACCCUACCCCGUGCCUUCCCAGGGGCUGAAUUGCAGCCACAAUCAAGCCAUGGUGAUCUAUGAUCGAGCAACUAUACUGGCCAAUGGCGGCCCCGAGGAUACUCUCGCGUUGGCUGCUCUGGCUGGGUGGUAUGCUCGUGAUUGCCCCCUGAUGCUGGAGGAGUACGAGCAUCAAAGCGCCGUGGUUCUCUACACCAACGUGUCCAAUCUGAACGAGGUCAAUCUGGCCAUUAGCAUGGUAGCAAGCCACGACGCGGCUCUGCUUUUGUCUGCACGCCAGUGGAAACUGUACGGCGAGCAGCUCAAUGCCACCGUUGUUGCCAACGCAACGGGUCUGGAUCCCGUGACCAUCUGGGAGGCGCAGCCAAAAGCCUGGUCUUCUCGCAUUUUCGUCGUUGCCGACUCCCCCUACCUCGCCGACUAUGCCGUCUUUGCGCGAGCCUUUUUUAUGUACGCCGACCCGGUGGCGGACCCCACUGGUAGCAUGACCCAUCUCUUCUAUCGCAUCACGCGAACCCUGCAACCCCAAUCGGCCAUUCUAGGCUGGAUGCCUGGCGGCGUACCGCGCGAACUGCUCUUUGUCACUGCGGCCGCACAAAACGCCAGCUGGGUCCACUGCGCUGACGGUGCCGUCAAUCAGGCUAGCCUCACCGGUUUUGACCUCCCGCAAUACAAGCAGUGGCCUGGUCAAAAUCAAACGGCCUUGCGACCGAAGGUAGCCCCGGCCUCGACCCUUCACCCCAGUGAUGGCGCAGCUAUCCACACAGUGACGCUGUUGUGGACCGAUGGCGACAACACCGGUGGAUACGACCAGCAGACCCUCAUUGAUGACAAUCACUUCAAUGCCCCGGGACGGGGGCAUGCUCCGAUGGGCUGGACUGUCUCGCCUGCCCUGGCCGAACUCUACCCCGCCCUGCUCCUCGAGCUGUAUCGCAACGCCACCCCGAACGACGAGUUUGUGGCCGGACCCAGUGGUCUGGGCUACACGUACCCAGACGAGCUGCGUGACUCGGCGACCUUUAUCAAUCUCACCUCGGCAGUCAUGAACAAGACGGACAUGCACACCCUCAAUCUCAUUUCCGGCAACCCGAUUGAGACCGUGGUGCGCUUUCAAGAAAUUGCAGAGCCCUACGCCCGUGAUCCGCAGGUGGAUGGCGUCUACUACUAUAACUACUUUAGCUACGACGAGCUGAUCGGCGCAACUGCAGUGGCCAGCGAUGGCACUCCCAUCGUGGGCGCUCGCAUGUGGACCUGCAACCACGCCACCCUUGAAGACUGCCUCUUCAGCUGUGGGCCCGGCUGUUUGCCCAUCACUGCCAUUCCCGAUUUUGUGGACAAGCUGCAACGCAACGCGUCGAGCGUCCACGGCUAUUCGCUCAUUGCCCUUGAUGCUUGGAGCAACACGGUGUCCGCUGUCAACACCUUGGUGGAUAGCCUCCAUGCCUUGGACGGUGUUGAGGUUGUCCUGCCCUCUGAAUUUAACCGCCGCCUGCGCGCGGUCUUGGCCAAUGGCCACGCCUGA